Molecule: messenger RNA, 678 nt
Organism: Lachancea fermentati
Lineage: Eukaryota; Fungi; Ascomycota; Saccharomycetes; Saccharomycetales; Saccharomycetaceae
Source: the annotation of a GenBank genome assembly
AUGCAAGCAUUCCGGUUGGCACGGCCAAAAGCCUUUAAGGUUACCAUCCCCAAAUAUACUCUUACGAAAUACUGUUACUCCACAAGAUCAAGAAACAUCAAUGACUCUCCAAGUUUCAAGAAAAUUGCACUGGUUGGUGUAAUUGGUACAGUAAUUUUUGUUCAGGCUGUAAAAUCCCUCGAUAAGAGUAAGCCAAAGAACACGUAUUCCGAGGAGGAAUUUGAAAAUGUCAUGAUGGGUUUAAGGAGACGCGUUGCGCUCUUUCCUGCGGGCCAGCUCAAGCUAACCUUUAUCGCUCCCGGCGUGUCUAUGAAAAAAGUGGCGAUUGAGAAAGAUGCCAAAUUGAUCAGUCCCAGAGAAGUUGUAGAAUAUUACAGAUCAUUGCCUAAUGACAAAUAUCAAGCUCUUUUGGAAGAUAUAAGGUCCAGUCACGAUCCAGAAACAUAUUUCUAUGACCUCCCCAAAGGCCUCCUAGUUAUGCUGAUUGGUAGGUACAUGAAGGAGAACUGCAAAACCGGCGAUGCUGUCUACAUUGUCGACUUUCCGAAGGACAUACAAGACGCCAUCAAAUUUGAAAACGAAGUGUGUGUGGUUGAUAAGCUUUAUGUCGGAAAAACAGGUGAAAAUACGGAUCUGGCCAAAUACUACCAAACUGUAAAUAAAGUAGAAUCGGUGUAG